Messenger RNA from Zalophus californianus (California sea lion), 3617 nucleotides. RefSeq names its product purinergic receptor P2Y1 (gene P2RY1). Lineage: Eukaryota; Metazoa; Chordata; Mammalia; Carnivora; Otariidae. Gene Ontology annotation, molecular function: ATP binding; G protein-coupled ATP receptor activity; A1 adenosine receptor binding. Bases 150 to 1274 code for a protein of 374 amino acids. The transcript has 2 exons. Gene Ontology annotation, cellular component: plasma membrane. The record is from RefSeq and is a predicted model, not a curated record. Gene Ontology annotation, biological process: phospholipase C-activating G protein-coupled receptor signaling pathway; platelet activation; relaxation of muscle.
GUGUGGGUGAGCCCGUGUGUGCCCCCUCCGGUGCGGAUCCCAGGCGCCCGCUCCCUCGCUUUUUCGAUGCUCGGUGCGCCCCUCGCCGCUGCCGCCCUCUCGCUGCUACUUGCCCCUAGGAGCCGCCGUGUAAGUCGGGGAAGGAGAGAAUGACCGAGGUGCGGUGGCCGGCUGUCCCCAAUGGGACGGACGCUACCUUCCUGGCUGGUCAGGGUUUGCCCUGGGGGAACAGCACUGCAGCCUCCACCGCUGCUGUCGCAGCAGCCUCGUUCGCAUGCUCGCUGACCAAGACGGGCUUCCAGUUCUACUACCUGCCGGCUGUCUACAUCUUGGUGUUCAUUAUCGGCUUCUUGGGCAACAGCGUGGCGAUCUGGAUGUUCGUCUUCCACAUGAAGCCGUGGAGCGGCAUCUCCGUGUACAUGUUCAACUUGGCCCUGGCCGACUUCUUGUACGUGCUGACUCUGCCCGCGCUCAUCUUCUACUACUUCAAUAAGACGGACUGGAUCUUUGGGGAUGCCAUGUGCAAGCUGCAGAGGUUCAUCUUCCAUGUGAACCUCUAUGGCAGCAUCCUGUUCCUAACCUGCAUCAGCGCGCACCGGUACAGUGGCGUGGUGUACCCGCUCAAGUCUCUGGGCCGGCUCAAGAAGAAGAACGCAGUCUAUAUCAGCGUGCUGGUGUGGCUCAUCGUGGUGGUGGGCAUCUCCCCCAUCCUCUUCUACUCAGGCACCCAGGUCCGGAAAAACAAAACCAUCACCUGCUACGACACCACCUCCGACGAGUACCUGCGGAGUUAUUUCAUCUACAGCAUGUGCACAACCGUGGCCAUGUUCUGUGUCCCCUUGGUAUUGAUUCUGGGCUGUUACGGAUUAAUUGUGAGGGCUUUGAUCUACAACGAUCUGGACAACUCUCCUCUGAGGAGGAAAUCCAUUUACCUGGUGAUUAUUGUACUGACUGUCUUUGCUGUCUCUUACAUCCCUUUCCAUGUGAUGAAAACAAUGAAUUUGAGGGCCCGGCUGGAUUUUCAGACCCCAGAAAUGUGUGCUUUCAAUGACAGGGUUUAUGCCACUUAUCAGGUGACAAGAGGUCUAGCAAGUCUCAACAGUUGUGUGGACCCCAUUCUCUAUUUCUUGGCAGGAGAUACUUUCAGGAGGAGACUCUCCAGAGCCACUAGGAAAGCUUCCAGAAGAAGUGAGGCAAAUUUGCAGUCCAAGAGUGAAGACAUGACCCUCAAUAUUUUAUCUGAAUUCAAGCAGAAUGGAGAUACAAGCUUGUGAGGAUGCAAGAAUCACCGAACACUCACUUUUGUAACAUGGUCUCAGGAUGCCUGCCUGGUUUACCAUACAUGUUACAUACAUUGUGUUUCAGCUCCCAGAGAACUUUCUUUUGGACUGUGGAUGCAGUGAAGUGGACAGUGCCCAGAAAUGCCCUUUUACUUCUUGGCAUGUUUUUUUCCAGUGUUUCUUCUUCAUACAUCAUGUCGUGGACAAUUACAACGUGUGAAUACAUGCCAAAUAGUAACAAGAAUGAUCUUGCCCAACCCCUUCUAGGCACAAAGAGGUCUCCAGGAAAAGUUUGUGCUAAUGGUAAAAACACACAGAGAGUCAAGAUGAAGCAGUGAUCUAUUGGCUGGAAAUCUGAUGACAUGUGAUGAUGUAAGUAGGUAUUUUAAUAGUAAAGGCAGAAAUCUGUUGGCAUUUUGAUGAAAAAAACUGCUAAAAAUUAUAGAAUUUAUCAGUUAACUAAAUUUCACACUACAAAAUGAUUCUCAUGCCAAGUUUAAGGUAUUUUUGGCUCACCAAUUGGUGUCUUUGACUCUUUAAACAUCACUAUGCAUUUGCAUGGAAAUGAUAUAAACACAAACCAAGAAGAGAUACAGCAGAGGUUAGGAUUCAGCAUUAAAAACACGACCUUGCCACUUGGCCAACUGUGGAACUCUGACUCUUUCAACACCAUUCUCCAUGUAUUAAAAAGGUUAGAUGACCUCCAUCUGUUGGGACCUCAGGGGAUGUGGUAGAACAUUAAAACUACAGACAGCCAGAGGUGCAUGAAAUCUGCUACUGUACUUUCCAGGACUCUUCCAUUGCAGUCCUGGGCUAGAAAUUCUCACAAAGUUCACCAAUUAUGAUUUGGAUCUAUGACCUAUAAGUUUUCUCAAUCUACUCGGACAGUACAGUAAACUGCUUUUGGAUACAAGAGAUGUCUGUGCUUACAGCGGCUGGAAUUGGAAUAGGGAAAAUGAAGAUAUGUAUGUAGUUAGGGAUCUCCUGAAGCUUUAACUUAGCUGGUCAUUUUAUAACUAACAUAAUCGUAUUUAUUGACGAAGCUCACAAUUCUUCAGUUAUACAGAUUAAAAGGCUUUCUUGAAAGAUCAAAUAUGCUGAUGUAAAUUAUAUUUAUUACAAUGUAUAAUAUGUCACACUAGUGUAUUUUAUGUAAUGUGAUGCGUAGAUAAAAUGAGUUAUUGUAUAUUUUGCUUUUCAAAUACCAGUAUCUUGAAAUGUUUGAAGAUUUUUUUGAUCUAAAAUAUGAAUGUUUUGUGAUACAAGUGGUUAAUUUUCUCUAGAAGUGCUUUUGCAUGUUUACCUUUUUACUUAGGGUUCUCUAUAUAGACACACUGUGGUGUCAAACUAUCAUAAGCUCAAUAGUAAAUACAAAAUAUCUUUGCCAGACUAGGUCUGUGUUGUCUAUAUUUUAUAUGACAUAGAAAAGUUUAUAUUGUCUUUUUAAGACCUUUAGAAUUGUGCCCCCAAAUAUGGUUGAAACUUCCAAUUCCAAUGCGAAAGGUUGUCCUAAAUUCCAAUUAGAUCCCUUACAUUUUAGAAGUCUGGAGGGAUGGGCAUUAUAGAUAGAUUAAAAUUUGAGGAAAAACAAAGGGGGAUGGGGGAGAGAGAAAAGAGGCAGCUGAUAAAAUCCCUUACUGUCCUCAGUUCUGCUUACAUUUUUGUGUUGUGUUUCUUCUUAAGGUGAAAGAAUACAAUCUUGAGUUCUUUGAGAUGUAGUUUCUAAGUAACACGCUACCAGCAAGUUCAACACUGCUAUUUUAAUGUUCUUGUUGUUUAGUUGGUAACUUUAACUUCAAGUUUUAUAGUGAUAACUGUAAAUGAUUUGGCUGCUGAACUCUGUUACAAUUUUUAUUAUGUCAUACAUUGUAUUAUACACAUCAUUACAAAUUAAUAUGAAGGGGAAUAUAUGUUACAUAUCAAAAUUUGUGACUUUGACUUCUAGUAUGUUUAGUGUUUUUGCAAAAAUGUUUAUUUUUGUAUUAUCUGUGAUUUUAAUAUAGUUGAACUAGAUUUCUUUGUGAUUAACAGUUUCAUUGAAUGAGCAGUAUGGAAACAGUGUUACUUGACAUUUUGAGCCUUCUCAGGUUUAUCUAAAUCAUCGGUAGCUUAACAAAUUCCAGACUUAUUGUAUAUAAUUGUUUUUAAUAAAAGGAAUGUGUAUUUCCUCUAAGUUUGCAUGCAGGAGUGUAUAAUAUCGUGUGUUUGUAUGUGUGUGUGUCUAAGGCAUGUGGCCAAUUUACUAUUUAUAAUAGGAGAGCUUUGAUAUGAUCAUGAUCAUCAGAAUUGUACCUACUAUAGACAAUUAAAACUGAAAAAGUCUCAAUAAAACUAUGA